Talaromyces atroroseus is the source of this 759-nucleotide messenger RNA. RefSeq lists its product as hypothetical. The record is from RefSeq and is a predicted model, not a curated record. The transcript has 3 exons. NCBI's taxonomy places the organism in Eukaryota, Fungi, Ascomycota, Eurotiomycetes, Eurotiales, Trichocomaceae. The coding region runs from base 1 to 759 and encodes 252 amino acids.
AUGGCAAAGACUUCGCCGAACCUUGGUCCUCUGAGUCUUAUUCCGACUCCAGGUGGACAGACCGGUGGAACCGACCAAUUCACCGAAUUCGCAUCACACAUGGCACUCGUCCACAACAUCAUAAUCCGUGGCUAUAAUAGCAUAUACCUCCAAGCACCCAAAGUGAAGCAAGCUGAUGUGCAUGAUUUCCUGCAUUACUGUCAAGCAUGGAACGAGUUCGUGGUAGGCCAUCAUGACAGCGAGGAGCAUGUCUUGUUUCCUGGCACUGAGAAGGAAACCGGAGUCCAGGGUAUAAUGGACGAGGAUGUGCAGGAGCAUGCCUCCUUUCACCAUGGCCUAGCCGAUAUAAAAGCUUACCUGGAAACCUCCCUCACCUCACCGGCAUCUGACUUCAACGGCUCCAACCUCAUCAUGAUCCUCGACUGCUUUGCGCCUGCAUUCCAUAGUCAUCUCACCCACGAACCGGCGAGGCUUGCAUCUCUUUCACGGUACGACUUCGACAUGAAGGCGCUCGGCGACCACACCACACAGCACAGUCUGCAGCGAUAUUCGACGACGGACAUCCUGCCUGUUCUGUGGUACAAUCUGGACACUACGUUCGAGAACGGGAAAUGGGAGAGUUUUCCGGAGUUGCCGGCUGCUAUGAAGUGGUAUAUGAUUAAUGUGCUGGGCUGGUGGAGACGGAGUUGGUGGCGGUUUGUUAGCUGUGGUGCAAAUGGGGUUGAGAGGGAGUUGUUGUGUUUGAGAGAUGAUUACUGA